AUGUCCUUCGCCUUGCCCGCUCGUCAAGUGACUUUUGGUAGAACACAUGUCCCCCCGCAGCAGCAGCAAUACCAACAACCACAGUAUCAACAACCACAACAAUUACAGCAGCCAGGGGUCCAGUCUAGCCAUGGAUUAGCCUUGCCAGGGUCGAAUACAUAUCUUCCUGGCCCAUCUAAUCUCGCUCUGCCGGGACCAGGGCCAUCCCCGCUAUCGCAGUCACAUUCACCAUCGCAAUCCCCGACGGCCACGCAGUCGCAGACUCUGAUCAAUGGCUCUCAACCCAACGCCGUCGCUGGCCCGUCGACUCCAGUCGCUACUCCUGUUGCAGCUACACCAGUGCCGCUUACUCUUGAGCAGCAACAUAUCACAGCAGUUGAGGGUAUUGUUCCGACAUUGCAGAACAUUGUCGCUACGGUCAACCUCGAUUGUCGGCUUGACCUGAAGACUAUUGCGUUACACGCUCGUAAUGCGGAAUAUAAUCCCAAGCGUUUCGCGGCCGUCAUCAUGCGUAUCCGUGAUCCCAAGACGACUGCACUCAUCUUUGCUUCGGGCAAGAUGGUAGUCACCGGUGCAAAAUCGGAAGACGACUCGCGGCUGGCAUCGCGAAAAUAUGCACGUAUAGUGCAGAAGCUCGGUUUCGACGCGAAGUUCUCCGAGUUCAAGAUUCAGAAUAUCGUUGGUAGCUGUGAUGUCAAAUUCCCCAUACGAUUGGAGGGAUUGGCGUACAGUCACGGGCAGUUCAGUAGUUACGAACCAGAGCUGUUUCCAGGUCUUAUUUAUCGCAUGAUUAAGCCCAAAGUGGUGCUACUUAUUUUCGUGUCGGGGAAGAUUGUGCUUACCGGUGCAAAGGUCAGGGAAGAGAUCUACACUGCGUUCAAUACCAUCUACACGGUGUUGUGCGAGUUCAGGAAGCCCUGA
Serpula lacrymans var. lacrymans S7.9 is the source of this 921-nucleotide messenger RNA. RefSeq lists its product as uncharacterized. The record is from RefSeq and is a predicted model, not a curated record. The coding region runs from base 1 to 921 and encodes 306 amino acids. Gene Ontology annotation, molecular function: RNA polymerase II general transcription initiation factor activity; DNA binding. Gene Ontology annotation, biological process: DNA-templated transcription initiation. Lineage: Eukaryota; Fungi; Basidiomycota; Agaricomycetes; Boletales; Serpulaceae. The transcript has 4 exons.